This is a messenger RNA of Brachypodium distachyon (stiff brome), 1341 nucleotides long. RefSeq lists its product as uncharacterized. The coding region runs from base 1 to 1341 and encodes 446 amino acids. The record is from RefSeq and is a predicted model, not a curated record. Lineage: Eukaryota; Viridiplantae; Streptophyta; Magnoliopsida; Poales; Poaceae. The transcript is spliced from 2 exons.
AUGUGGCCGCAGGGGGUGCUGGCGUCGUCGGCGGCGGCAAUGCUGGGCCUAGGCACGGGGCCGCAACAGCAACAACAACAACAAGCCGUCAGCCAGCUGCCGCAGUACUCCCUGCUGCAGCAGCUCCAGGGCGGCGGCUUCCAGCACCACCAACCCCAACCCGUGCCCAUGCCGGUGCCGCCGGAGCCGGAGCCGGAGUCGCCGGUGCCGCCGGAACCGGAAGAGGAGACGACGGACGGCGCCGGCGCCGGGAACGACGAUGGCGGCGUCCCGGGGGCGGGGUUCGUGUGGACGCGGGUGAAGUGGACGGACGCCAUGGUCCGGCUCCUGAUCAUGGUCGUCUACAACGCCGGCCCCGUGGAAGACGCCUCCGGCGCCGCGGCGGAACAGGGGAAGAAGGGGAAGUGGAGGUCGGCGUCGCAGGCGAUGUCGGAGCGCGGGUUCGCGGUGUCGCCGCAGCAGUGCGAGGACAAGUUCAACGACCUUAACAAGCGCUACAAGCGCGUCCUGGACAUCCUGGGCAGCGGCAUGGCGCGCGCCGUCCUCCAGAACCCCGCGGUCCUGGACGCCGCCAUGAGCAAGCUCGCCCCCGCCGCCAGGGAGCUCGCGCGCAAGCUGCUCGGCCCCAAGCAGAUCUUCGGCUUCCGCGAGAUGUGCCUCUACCACAACGCCGUCGCAGCCACCGGCGCAGCCGCAGCCGCGUCGAAGCCCCCGAAGCCGGUAAAGCCGGUAAAGCCGGUGAAGCCAGUGGUCACCGCCGCUCUCCCGACGAUCAACGAGGUUGAAGACGAAGAAGACGAAGAGGCCAUGGGGUUCGGGCGCCGGAACCCGAAGCGGCGCCGCGGGGAGAGCAGCAAGGCGAAGGGGGUUGCCGUUGCCGAGGAAGAAGAAGAAGCUGAUCCGGAAGAAACGGAGGAGGACGAGGAUGCGCCAUUGUUGUCCGCCAUGGCCGUGCCGCAGCUGCAGAGCAAGCUGGACGCGAUGGGGCCACCCGGCGGCGGCGGGGACCUGGAGGAGGCGCGGCGGUGGCUGCAGCGGCGCGCCAUGGAGGUGCAGGAGAAGCUGAAGGCGUGCGACCGCCGCGACAAGGAGCUAGACGCGCACCGGAAGAAGUGGGAGCGGUUCCGGGAAGUCAAGGAGCAGGAGAUGGACCUCGAGGAGCUGCGGAUCAUCCACGCACGACGCAAGCUGCUCGUGCUCAAGCAGAAGGAGCUCGACCGGAAGAUCGGCGAGCGGCAGAGAGCGCGGGCCUUCCAGCAGAAGCAGAAGGAGAAGGAGAAGCAGGUGGGCUCCGGCCCGGCCUUUGGGGGUGCUUCCGGCGGCCGGCCCAGCGAGCUCUAG